GCCGCGGCGCUCAGUGUCUCAGUGCCCGCAGGCAAGCGACAUGGAGCUACACGUGCGGAGCGCGCUCGCGCUCGCGCUGGCGGCGGCCUGCUGCGCAUGGAGCGCUUCCGCGGCGGAGACGGAGACGUAUGAGGCGGAGACGGAGGCGGGGCGCGUGUGCGGCGGCUACGACCCCGCCGGCAACUACACCUACUUCCUGGCCGUGCCCUACGCCAAGCAGCCUCUCGGACAACUACGCUUUCAGGAACUGCAAAGUCCUGAUCCAUGGACUGGAUGCCGGCCCGCGACCGAAAUGGGACCCAUUUGUCCCCAGGAAGACCUUUUCUAUGGGCCCAUCAUGGAUCCCCACGGUCAGAGCGAGGAGUGCAUCCACGCCAACAUCUACGUGCCCCUGGAGUCGUUGCCGUGCAGGCGGGGCCGCGGGCGCCGCGCGCUGCUGCCGGUGCUGGUGUACGUGCACGGCGGGGGCUUCGGCUUCGGCUCGGGGGACCCGGACGCUCACGGCCCGCAAUAUCUCGUCAAGGAGAAUGUUGUCGUCAUUACCUUCAACUACAGGAUUGGAGCUUUCGGUUUCCUGUCCCUUAACUCGUCUCGUGUGCCCGGCAACGCCGGCCUCCGGGAUAUGGUGACGCUGCUGCGCUGGGUGCAGCGUAACGCCAAGGCCUUCGGCGGCGACCCGAGCGACGUCACGCUGGCCGGCCAGAGCGCCGGCAGUGUUGCCGUCCAUCUGCUCUCACUAUCUAAGGCAGCAAAUGGACUUUUCAAGAGGGCCAUAUCGAUGAGUGGUGCAGGAUCAAGAACAUUUUUCACGACAUCGCCAGCGUACGCGCAAACGGCAUUGCAAUUAUUCCUCGGUUUUUUGGGCAUCAAUAGCACUGAUCCUGAAGAGGUGCAUCAAAAACUCACUGUUCUUCCGCUAGAGCAGAUCAUGGUAGCCCAAAAACAAAUUCAUGACUACACGGGUGUUGUUUCGUUCACUCCCGUGGUGGAGUCCGAACACCCAGGAGUAACUAUAAUCUUGGACGAUGAUCCGGAGGUUCUACAAGCGCAAGGUCGAGGCAAACACAUCCCCUUCAUCAUUGGUUUUACAAGCGCAGAAUGCCAGACAUUUCGACCCCGAUUUCAACAGAUAGACAUUGUCGAAAGAAUUAAAAACAUGCCUGCGGUACUGCUGCCUCUAGAGGUAACAUAUAAAACCUUGCCGGCGGAGCUUCCUAGUAAAAUUGAGAGUGUUCAAAAAGAAUACUUUAAUCGAUCGUCAGUAGUCGAUUUGGAUGCAUUUUUGAACUACUGUACAGAUUCUUACUUCAUAUACCCUGCGCUGAAAAUGGCGAAGUCGAGAGCAGCGAAUAAGGGAGCUCCUGUAUUCUUGUAUCGGUUCGGGCACAAUGCGGACAACAGCGUGUACAAGAACGCGCUCAAUCUAACGUACUUCGGCGCCGGGCACUCGGAGGACCUCACCUUCGUGUUCCGAGCCAACUACGCGCUGCGAGACGUCACGGUCGACUCGCCCGCCGACAGCGCCAUCGUCACGAAAAUGACUUCAUUCUUCACUAACUUCAUGCGACAUGGUAAACCAACGACGAACGUUGAGCUCAAAGCAGACAUCAGCAUGUUUACAAAACUGUCGAAGGAUUUCUUCGCCAGCUUCAUACCAUAUUAUAGAAAACCAACGACAACCGACAAGGAAUGGCGGCCGGUGUCGGAGGGUGCCGAGGGCGCUCCGUACCACAACAUAGUCAACUACGAGGAGGCGGACCCGUGGCCCGCCUAUCAGGGGGUGGUCAAGUUCUUCGACAGCCUGUACGAGACCAGCGAGCCGCACGCGGUGCAGACGGCGCAGGGCGCGCUGCGCGGCGAGGCGGGCGACGGGCUCGUGUCCUACCGCGGCGUGCCGUACGGCUCGCUCCGGGGAGAGGCCAGGUUCAAGCUAGCCGGUCUGGCUCCGACGUGGACCGGGUUGCGCGAGGCGGAGCGGCCGACGUGCCCGGCGUCGUUCGCGGAGCAGUGCCUGUGGCUGGACGUGCACGUGCCGGCGGCGGGCGGGCCCUGGCCCGUGCUGGCGUGGCUGGCGGCCGGCGGCGGGCCCUACCACCCCGCCCUGCUGGUGCGCCAGGGCAUCGUGCUCGUCGUCAUACACCACAGAUUAGGUCCAGUGGGAUUUCUCUGCACGAAAGAAGAACAGAUACCGGGCAACGCCGGUGCCAAGGACGUGGUAUCAGCGCUGAGAUGGGUGCGGGAUAACAUAGUGGCCUUCAGGGGAAACCCCGCGAGUGUGGUGGUGGGCGGGCAGGGCUUCGGGGCCGCCAUCGUCGAGGGACUGACGGUCACUCCCAUGGCUGACGGUUUGUUCCACGGCGCUAUCAUGCAGAGCGGGUCAAUAUUAAGCCCUUGGGCUUUUAAUUAUGACGCGACUGAACGUGCUCUUAAACUUGGAAAGUUGUAUACCGGGAGUGACGCUAUUGCGUCAUCUUUACUCAAAGCUGAUGAUGUCGAUUUAGCUGACAAAGCCGACAAACUCGACUUGCCUUAUUACCCUUACGGAAUGUGCGCAGAAAAAGCUUUCAAGAGAGAAGAAAGAUUUCUAAUGGAGCCACCGUUUAAUUCGCUGUCGAGUCACAAAGCACGAAGCGUACCGAUGAUUGUAGGGUUCAAUAGUGAGGAAGGGUACGUCUUUGCGGCAAUGUUGAAAGCUUUGCGGAUAUUGAAGAGAAUAGUCAAAGAUUUUAAGAUUUUGCUCCCAGAAGAAUUGCGGAGUUUGAACGACAGGGAAUUGAAGCGAAUUAAAGAUAUUUAUUUUGAUGGCAAAGUUAACAUGUCUGACGUUCUGGCAUAUCAUAGAGACGCGUACUUCGUGAGCCACAUCCACCGCAGUGCGCGGCUACACGCCGCCGCCGCGCCGGUCUACUACUACCAGUUCGCGCACGCCGGCGCGUGGGGCGCGGAGCCCGAGCGAGGAAUACCCAAAACCGGAGCUGCCCAUGGAGAUGAACUGGCUUUUCUGUUCCCUGAUAAAGGGCAGGAAUUUGAAGGGGACGAUGGAGAGGUGCAACACACGAUGGUCCGUCUUUGGACUAACUUUGUCAAGUAUUUGCAACCAACACGCGACGAGACUCCUCGCUGGGAGGCCGGCACCGACAGCCUGCUGGAGAUUGCAGCCGGCGGCGCGGCCAUGAGGCCCUUCCCGCACGCCCGCGCCUGCCGCCUCUGGGACGACCUCUACGAGCGCCACUACUACAACCGGCCCAGGAACAGUGGCUAGGACUAUUUCUACACC
Molecule: messenger RNA, 3277 nt
Organism: Leguminivora glycinivorella
Lineage: Eukaryota; Metazoa; Arthropoda; Insecta; Lepidoptera; Tortricidae
Exons: 12
Coding region: 41-3262 (1073 amino acids)
Source: RefSeq, a predicted model, not a curated record